GCGUCACCUUAUCUAAUGUCUGUGGCCGCGCCACUUGUCCUCUCGUCGCCUUCUCCGCUUCCACCGCUCCGCCGGCGACCGUCAAACGUAUGGUUUCGGUAUCCUCCUCUUUUGGUGGCAGCGACAGCGGCGGGAGACACGUCGUCUGCACUCUUCUUACUGCCUUUGCAGCUGUCCAGCUUUUCCUUCCUGCUUGCUGGAGAAGCCUCACUCUGCGCUGCCCUACCUGCCGUAACCGCCUUCAGGGCCGUGUAGCUACCCUUUCACUACGAUUGAAACGCUGAUCUCGCCAACCCGAUCGCCCACUGUAUCAGCCGACUCAAGCGACAGAGCGGCCAGCAAAACGCCGAAUCGGGUGUUGCUUGGCAUUUGGCGUCAACGGCAGAAGCGGGAGACAGGUCGUGUGAAGUCUUCUUGCUGCCUUUACAGCGGUGAAGCCGUAGUUCAGUGAGCCAGUGGCAGCACCGUGCUCGUUUCCGGCAAACGUUGCCAGAGCACAGAACGUUCUCUCUCGGACAGGGACAGGAAGGAUCCACAAGAUGCCUGUCAGCAUGCACCCGGCCAUACUGCUUUGCGCAGCAUUGACAGCUGUGGCGUCGUAUGAAGAGAAGGACAUCAAGUGCACUGAGAAUGGAAAUAUUGUUCCAAGCGUCAAUAUUUGCAAUGGAGUUGACGACUGCUACAAGAGGGACCGCUUCAACAGUGAUUAUGGCUACUACAGGGAUUCUGACGACGAAGCCAGAGAAUUGUGUGCACAAGAGCAUCUCCGGGACGAAGUACGGCUCACCAGCCUGGCACAUCCGAAUGGUUCGCUACUGCUUUCGUGGGCGUGGACCACGGCACUGAGCUCUGAGCUGGCGGGAUACUAUCUACGCGGUACUUCCUCGGACCACACAUUUCAGACAACGCUGUCGCCCUUGCAGAGUGAUUACACAGCUGAUUGCCUCCGAGGAUACACCGAAUACAGCAUUACGCUGCGGCCUUUCUACAACAUUGACGGCCUGUCGAAACUUGGCAAGGCGGAACAGCUCAUCGUACGAACUCCAGCUACUGCUCCGGGUGCACCGAUGAACAUUGUGCGACAGUCGCCGUGGCGUAUAAGACAGGAUAAUGCACGACAACUGGCCGUAACCAUCCUUGAACCAGUGUCUUGGAACUCCAGUCCAGCCGGCUUCCGCCUGCGAUGGGAACCCAAUGAACAAAGCAACGAAUCGGCUACGGAUUUCGAUUUGCCUCUCCAUGCGAUGGGGCGCAAGAAGGAUUUGAACGUCACGCUGUCUUUGAAGCCUGGACAUGAAUACACGCUAUUUGCGAGCGCACGUGGGGUCGGGGACUUCGGGGAAGUCCUCAUAGGCCCCGAGACGUCGGUGACGAUGGAAACUACUCCACUGGCUCCCACUAACUUGUCGGCGAAGAGCAUUGACCCAACCAGCGUUAUCAUUUCAUGGCAAGCUGCUAGUCCUGCACGAAGGUUUGUGAUUUAUCGAUCCUUUGACGCACCACUGCGUACAUGCGCAGUCGAACUUUGCCGCUAUGACGACAAUUUGUACACGGGUGACCGAUACUCUUUUGGCGGCACACGCCUCCAGACGUCGACUGUUGUGCUUGACGGAAGUUCUCAGGAAUCGUCAUCCUACAGUCUACCCCUGUUCAACUUAUUGUCGUCUGUGAACUACACAGUCAAAGUCACAGCAUGUGGUGCCGAAUUAUGCAGCAGCGAGACAAGCACGACUUUUACCACUCCUCCUUCAGCUAUUCCCACGCCUAUAAUUACAACAAUCCUAUCGAACGACACCCGUUCCCUCUACUUGGAAUGGAACAUCACGCUCCUGCGGCACGCGCCAGAGCUGAACCCGGAGUUCGAAGUGACAGUGAAGACGAAUGGUUUCUACAGACUCGUCCAUACUGUUGAGAAGGCGAUUACGAUAGGGAAUCUCAGCUCAGGCGCAGAGUACGAGGUUCAGGUGCUGCUUUCUUUGGAGAGGACCCCAGGAAAACGAGAGUACGGCCGCCCUGCAAGUGCCACCGUAAGCACUUGGCCUCUCGUUCCUCUGGCUCCAACGUUGUCCACAAGAGGGUUCCAGUCCACGCCAGACAUAGCUGCUGUGUCAUGGAUAUUUCUCAACAGCACCGUUACGCAUGUAGAGGUUUCAACGAACUACAGCAACUGGGUGAAUUGCGAGAACUCGACCGAAUGCGACGAGGUCGUGUUGCACGGCUGGAACUCCUCCUUCAAAGCGGGAUACGUCAGGCUCUCAGAUCUUAGACCACACACGACCUACUCACUAUCAGUGAGAGGCUGCAACAACCUAGGAUGUGGUGAUGCAAACACAGUGGUCAUCGCAACCGACAUGUCAGAGCCGAGUAAGCCUAGUGGACUGACAGUGAAUGCAACAGAAGAUGGUUCUUCAGCUCACCUCGAGUGGAAGGCGCCGGACGAGCCAAGGGGUCCGCUGACGGGCUACGUGGUCUCCUGGCAGUGUGACCAGGACCAUCUAAUGGCUGCGACCACUGAUCAAUCCUUUUUUGCCAUCCCUGGUCUCCCUGCCCGGGCGCAGGAGUGCAGCUUCUCAGUGUCUGCUUUCAACAUGGCGACUGAUGAGCGGCAAUUGCGCGGGAAAUCUGCCACUCUGACGAUACCUUGGCCACCCCAGAAGUGAUCUGAUCACCAUGGCUACUAUGGUGCCUUACAUGAGCCACGCUCUGAACGUAGGCUAAAAUGUAGUCAUGACAAUCAUGAUUAAAAUAGGCGAAUCACAAAAAGAAAGAAGAAAAACAUUGUGGUUGCUUUGUUUUAAUUUAUGUGUUUAUGUUGAUGUCAAUAAAUGUACUAUUGUACUAUU
Messenger RNA from Dermacentor albipictus, 2843 nucleotides. Its product is annotated as receptor-type tyrosine-protein phosphatase F-like. Gene Ontology annotation, molecular function: protein binding. NCBI's taxonomy places the organism in Eukaryota, Metazoa, Arthropoda, Arachnida, Ixodida, Ixodidae. The record is from RefSeq and is a predicted model, not a curated record.